Messenger RNA from Danaus chrysippus (African queen), 474 nucleotides. Lineage: Eukaryota; Metazoa; Arthropoda; Insecta; Lepidoptera; Nymphalidae. The record is from the annotation of a GenBank genome assembly.
AUGGUGCCGAUCGAGAUACGUAUAUAUAAUGUGUUGUGGGUGCGCGCGGCUCAAACAGUCGACAAACAUCGCAACAUGAACGCGUAUCUCGCGCUGGCCGGCCUGCUCUCGGCGUCCGUACUCGCUUUACCAACACCACAACCACGCGAACGAUUCGGUUACGAAAGAGAAAUUAUAGGCAACCGAUACAAUCAAGUACCAAAACUUCUGGACUAUGUCCUAAACGAGGAAUACGUUAAUUCACAGAAGAACAGACCAAAACUAGUAACUAAACUGAGACCAGAAGACGCUGUCAUUUCAGACAACAUUAUAUUAGAAUCAAAUGUAGUGAAAAUUGUUAAACCCGCAAAGAAAUUGGAAGACGGUCAGCUGGUGAGACAGAGGCGAGGUUAUAAUUUAGAGAAUGUUAUAGUACCAGCCAGAUAUCCUUAUCUGCCUGUGGUGCGAUACAAUCGGUUCCGGCGCUGGGGCUAA